UUACACUUUGAACUUGUACUUGGUUUGUUAAACUGUGUCAAAGUUGAGUGCGCGUGUCCUGGACCCAAUUUAGUGGUGCUUGCGCUCAAUUUUUCAUUCAGAUUCGAGUUAGAAAUCUCGUAGAAUUCUCUGAUUUUGGCAUCGUUUCCGGUGCCAUUGUUUUUGUGCUUCCUUGCGUGCUUCCUUUUCCUACGUUGGACCCGCGCCCUGUCCCAUCCCAUCCCUGGACAUUAGAACUAACGGAAUGACGCACUGGGAGGAUUUCUACAAUACACAUCUGCCGCCAGCAGAUUUCGAGGAUAAUCGCUCGUUGCUCAAGGAAUUCUGCGAGCGACACAAUAAGCUACAGAAUCGCAUUGUCCUCGUCACGUCUGGAGGCACCACGGUUCCCUUAGAGCAUAAUACGGUGCGCUUUGUGGAUAAUUUCAGCGCCGGAACACGAGGUUCCGCGAGUGCUGAAUACUUCUUGGAUCACGACUAUGCGGUCAUCUUUAUGCAUCGCCACAAAUCAUUGGAGCCUUUUACGCGCCACUUCACUGGUCAGCAGUUCUUCGAUAUGCUGGAUAUUGCGGACAACAGCCAGAGUUCCACUAUAGCCAUCAAGCCGGACUCUGUCGAUGUCUUUGCGCCGGUGCUGGCCAAGUACAAAAUAGCGAGGGAGACCCAAAUGAUUCUCUAUGUGAACUUCACCAGCGUGGUCGACUACAUGUGGCUGCUACGCGCAGCCUGCGAGUGUCUGGCUGCGUUCGAUGAGCGUGCAGUUUUAUAUUUGGCAGCUGCUGUCUCGGAUUUUUACAUACCCGAGGAUAUGAUGCCAACCCACAAAAUGCAAUCGGGAGAUGGCGCACCAACGAUUUCACUGCAAUUGGUGCCGAAAAUGUUGGCUCCGUUGGCCAGCUUGUGGGUGCCACAUGCUUUUGUGGUGUCUUUCAAGCUUGAAACGGAUGAAAAUCUAUUGAUCGUCAAGGCACGUGAUAGCCUCAACAAAUACAAGCACAAGCUGGUGAUUGCCAACGUCCUGCAGACACGCAAACAUCGGGUUGUGUUUGUAACCCCAACAGAUUCCUAUGAGCUGCAUUUGAGUCGCGAGCAGGCGCUGCAAGGACUAGAGAUAGAGGAGCCUAUUGUGGCCGAUGUGGUACAAAAACACGGUGACUUCAUCAGCAGCGCCGAACAGCGUCAAUGACCAAUGUCGAUGCGCCGCCGGCAACAGCAACAAUACCAGCAGCAGCCACACCACCAGCAAAUCCAACAUAAUCAGCAGCAGCAGUAUCGCCAAAUGUCGAC
Messenger RNA from Drosophila albomicans, 1287 nucleotides. RefSeq names its product phosphopantothenate--cysteine ligase. Gene Ontology annotation, molecular function: phosphopantothenate--cysteine ligase activity. Gene Ontology annotation, biological process: coenzyme A biosynthetic process. The record is from RefSeq and is a predicted model, not a curated record. The transcript has 6 exons. Gene Ontology annotation, cellular component: cytoplasm; nucleus. Lineage: Eukaryota; Metazoa; Arthropoda; Insecta; Diptera; Drosophilidae. The coding region runs from base 245 to 1186 and encodes 313 amino acids.